Messenger RNA from Monopterus albus (swamp eel), 2262 nucleotides. It is a transcript of the gene aldocb, whose product is annotated as aldolase C, fructose-bisphosphate, b. The transcript has 9 exons. Gene Ontology annotation, molecular function: fructose-bisphosphate aldolase activity. Lineage: Eukaryota; Metazoa; Chordata; Actinopteri; Synbranchiformes; Synbranchidae. Bases 115 to 1206 code for a protein of 363 amino acids. Gene Ontology annotation, biological process: glycolytic process. The record is from RefSeq and is a predicted model, not a curated record.
GAGGCUUUGAAAAGGGUCACGUUGCGCUGCAGCAGUGAAACAGGAGACUGAACUGAAUCAUCAGCAUACCUUCUAGCUGCUCUUUGACCGUUAAGAUACCAAUUAACAGCCACCAUGACUCACCAGUAUCCCGCUCUGACUGCUGAGCAGAAGAAGGAGCUACAGGACAUUGCUCAAAGGAUAGUAGCUCCAGGAAAAGGCAUCCUUGCAGCUGAUGAGUCCACCGGCAGCAUGGCGAAGCGUUUGAACCCCAUUGGUGUUGAAAACACAGAGGAAAACAGACGCCGCUACCGUCAGCUGCUCUUCACAGCUGACGAGCGCAUCGACAACUGUAUUGGAGGGGUCAUCUUCUUCCAUGAAACCCUCUACCAGAGCACAGAUGAUGGCACCCCCUUCGCCAAGCUCAUCAAAGACCGUGGCAUUGUUGUUGGCAUCAAGGUAGACAAAGGUGUUGUGCCCCUGGCUGGAACAAAUGGCGAGACCACCACUCAGGGUCUGGAUGGGCUGUCUGAGCGCUGUGCGCAGUACAAGAAGGACGGUGCAGACUUUGCUAAGUGGCGCAGUGUGUUGAAAAUCAGUGCCACCACACCAUCUAAUCUGGCCAUCAUAGAGAACGCGAAUGUACUGGCUAGAUAUGCUAGUAUCUGCCAGCAGAAUGGUAUUGUUCCUAUUGUGGAGCCUGAGAUACUCCCUGAUGGAGAGCAUGACUUGAAGCGUUGCCAGUAUGUCACUGAGAAGGUCCUGGCUGCAGUGUACAAGUCGCUGUCAGAUCACCAUGUGUACCUGGAGGGGACACUGUUGAAACCCAACAUGGUCACAGCUGGACACUCCUGCCCCACCAAGUACAGCAGUGAGGAGAUUGCCAUGGCUACUGUCACUGCGCUGCGCCGCACUGUGCCUCCUGCUGUCACAGGAGUGACCUUCCUGUCAGGUGGCCAGUCCGAAGAGGAGGCCACUGUAAACCUUAAUGCCAUUAACAACUGUAGACUCAGAAAGCCCUGGGCCCUGACCUUCUCCUAUGGCCGCGCCCUGCAGGCCUCUGCCCUGAACGCGUGGAGAGGAGAGCUGAACAAUGAGAAAGCCGCCACUGAGGAGUUCAUCAAACGUGCUGAGGCAAAUGGUCUGGCUGCAAUGGGCAAGUAUGAGUCAAGUGGAACCGGUGGUGCUGCAUCAAAAUCUCUCUACGUGGCUAACCAUGCCUACUAAACACAAAACUACCACAUACUAAUGUGGCCUAGUUAUAGUCUUAUAUCUGCUCUGCUAUUCCUCCUCACUCCUCCAUCUGUCACACGCCUGCGCUGUCUACUGUAGUUCAGAGUUGUCCGCUAUUAAAAUUACAUUAUUAGAUAUAUGUGUAUUUAAAAUAUAAAUGGAACAGCAAUACUCAAGAGAACUGAGCAAUCAAAUCAAAAUGGUUUUGAGACAAUUUAUGACUGAAGAGGAUGACUGUCAUUUCAUCUCUGUCUGUCUUUAAUGGUUAUUGGACUCAGACAGGAGGUUAGAGGCUGCAGACACUUUACAGUAGAUCAAGGUAGUAUGUAUUAAAUUCAUGUCUCUUCCUAACUGCACCUGGUGCUUUCUCCCUUGCUCUCCCACAUGCUAAACCUUAAGCUGCUCCUGAGAAGGCCGGGUCAGCGCAUGCAUGUUGGUCUUUUGCUUCUGUCAGAAAAUAGUGUUGCUAGACUAACAUCCACCUUGACAGUGGGACCAACCGAUUAUUCAUGGCAUUAGAACAUCUGUUAAGGAACAAGAUGAGCAGUGUGAAAAUGUUGACUUUUCAGAUUGAUUUGAUCUUUUGAGAGACUGUCCAAAACUGUAGAAUGUACACUGUACUUUCAGACAGGCGUAGCUCCAGCAGAGGUCAGACACACUGUACCAAACCAGUACACACCAGGAGUCAUCCAAAACUUUCUGCCAUCACAUUUCCAAUCAUCAGUAAUCAAACAAGCAUCUUAUGUGUGUGUUCUAAGUAUAACAUUAACUUUAAAUUACAUAAAAUAAUUGUUAUUUAGUUAUAUAACGUUGGCAAUAUUAUGUAAUGCUUGCAUGUCAUCCCCCUCCUGAUUCCCCCAACCUGCCCCAUGGGAAGAGGAGUUGGUUUUGAUUGACAUACUCAUAAAGUGGUGGACCAAAGUGUGGGGUUAGCAACAGGGGAAACUCACUGCUGUGUUGGAGUACUGUAAUGUUUGUGAUGUUGAUAUUGUUCUUAAAGCACUUGGUGUGGCAAACGGAGAAAAAUAAACUAGGUUAAAAACUAGCAAA